Molecule: messenger RNA, 456 nt
Organism: Cylicostephanus goldi
Lineage: Eukaryota; Metazoa; Nematoda; Chromadorea; Rhabditida; Strongylidae
Source: the annotation of a GenBank genome assembly
AUGCUGCGGCGUUUCGCGGCAUCUACCCUGCGAGCCGCAGCAGGAUGCUCACAAUCCUGUCGUGUGCUCUCCACCGACAUUGACUUUUCUCAUGAGAAGCCGGCACCAUUUCAGUUAGAGCAUGUACAAGCACGGGUGGUUGAGACUGUUCCGCUUAUGUUCAAACAAAGGCUCGAUUACACUUUCUAUCGGAAGGAUGUUUUCUGUGACGACCAAAUUUUUGGAGUAAAAAAAUAUCUUUCAGUUGCCUUGGUUUUUCUGUUUAUUUCUUAUUCUUUUCAUUUUUUUCCAUUUAUUAUUUGUCUUAUCUUCUCACUUCUACGAAAAUCAAACAUUCUGGCUGGAUAUAAGCUAAACGUAAGUGUGAAGCAUUUUGAGAUUAACUUUUUGACCGGUUUUUUCUUUGUGCAUAUGCUUGAGUGUCGUGGAGAAAUUAGUUGCAACUUGUUUUUUUUU